UUACCACAUAUUGGGUAUGCACUCGUGUAGUUUAGUUUGCGUUCUGCCAACAACAGUAAAACUCAAACCAGACAACGGGAAGAAUUUACUGCCGCAAGUAUUUCAUCGAGUGUUAAAGAUAAAUAAGUAGAGUCACUCGAAACCGACAAUUUCGAAGCAGACUAUCUCCUGCGCAUAAAAGACUGAGUUAACGUCUGAUACGUUUCAAACCUCACCCGGCAGUGGAGCAGUCACUAAGAUGAAGACGAUUUUAAGUUUAUUUUUUGUUUUAAUCAUCGCUAGGGCCGAAUUUGACAAUGAAAUAGAUUGCAAAAUUUCGACGGUUUAUGCAAAAAACCAAUCGAAACCGCUGAUCCUUACUUAUACGUCAAAUCCAACGUUCGUUUUACCCGAUGAAAACAGAUUCGUGAGAGUCACGAGAAAUACGUCGAUUUUAUUGGCGUGUCCAGGCAGCGGCUUCGUCAAUUUCAAGAGCCAAAAUCUAGUGAAAGCAACAUGCGUCAGCGGGGGAAAGUUUUUGAUCGACUCGAAAGUACAGGAGAUAGAUGGCGUAAAUUGUUCGAAGCCGAUAAAAGAAGUCGUGAAGAAAAAUAAUGCGGGCUGCCUGAACGGACGGGCAGCUCGUUACGACAUCGGUUUUUCAUUGAACCAGAGUUACUUUUUGCCUCUGAUGGAAAUCUGCCGUAACGACUCGUCUUACGAAACUUUUUACACCCACGGCAGUAUAGUGAAGGAAAUCCGCAGCUACCAGGAGAAGGUCGCGCGACCCUUUUGGAAGGCCGGCGCGCACUACCGGGGCUUCAAUGUGAACGCGGCCUACAAAGUUCAGUCGGAGGUCGUCUCGUUCGCGCAGCUGCUCGGCUCGAAGGAGCUGGCCGAUCGGUACGUGAAGCCGAAAACGAACUUCUACCUGAAUCGCGGACAUCUCAUGGCCAAGGCGGACUUUGUUUACGCGGCCCAGCAGGUGGCGACCUUCUGGCUGCUCAACACGGCGCCGCAGUGGGCCUCGGUCAACGCCGGCAACUGGCUGUCCGUCGAGAUGGCGGUUCGCGAGUACUCCUCGAGGAAUGGCCUGGAUCUCGACGUGUACACGGGGGUGCACGGACAGAUGAGUCUGGAGGACGUCAACGGCGAGCAGCAACCCGUCUAUCUGCACACGAACGGCUCGCGGAGGAUCAUGGCGGUGCCUCGCUUCUUUUGGAAGGUCGUGCACGAUCGGGCUGGCAACAGGGCCACGGCCUUCGUGAGCGUCAACGAUCCGUACCUGAGCAACGCGACCGAGACCGGGGCGUACCUGUGCGGCGACCGGAGCAGCGAGUCGUUCUCGUGGCUCGGCUGGCGAGCCGACAACGUCACGGCGGGCCUCUCCUACGUUUGCUCGGUGCCGGAACUUCGCGAGAAGGUGCCAACUAUUCCCGACUUGGGCGAUAUUGGCUUGUUAGUUUAAGUUGCCUCGGUUUGCCGAGGAGCCGAGACAUUCUUCGAGCGUCGGUACCCACGCGUACAAUAGAAGUUAAUUACUGUGCGUCUGGCGUCUUCUCUUGUGUGUAUACGGCACGAGUAUACGUCGUUCGACGCUAUUUCUAUGUACUCGAAUAAGCUUCAUAGUUUUUAUCUCCACUUAGCAACGAUUAGUUUAUUUUAAAAUUACAGCACUUGUAUUAUAGUUUUAAGGAUGAAAUAUAUGAACGUUGAAGUUUCGUUUUUUUUGUAAA
Molecule: messenger RNA, 1715 nt
Organism: Trichogramma pretiosum
Lineage: Eukaryota; Metazoa; Arthropoda; Insecta; Hymenoptera; Trichogrammatidae
Exons: 3
Coding region: 239-1447 (402 amino acids)
Biological process (GO): apoptotic DNA fragmentation
Cellular component (GO): nucleus; mitochondrial inner membrane
Molecular function (GO): RNA endonuclease activity; single-stranded DNA endonuclease activity; metal ion binding
Source: RefSeq, a predicted model, not a curated record